GCCGGGGGGCUCCUGGGGGCGUGCGCCCCCCGCCGGCUGCCCUCGUGGAUGCCUCCCGGCGGCGGCGGGCCCAUGAAAGACUGCGAGUACAGUCAGAUCAGCACCCACAGCUCCUCCCCCAUGGAGUCGCCCCACAAGAAGAAGAAGAUCGCGGCGCGGAGGAAAUGGGAGGUUUUCCCGGGAAGAAACAAGUUCUUCUGCAACGGCAGGAUCAUGAUGGCCCGGCAGACGGGCGUCUUCUACCUGACUCUCAUCCUCAUCCUGGUCACCAGCGGACUCUUCUUCGCCUUCGAGGUGGGACUCUUGCAGAGAUGUCUGGGGACCGCCCUUGUCCAGACCUGAGCAGGAGCACAGAGGAAGCGUCCAAGAAACAGCGACUGAUUUCAUUGCCAUUUUCAGAGCUACCGUCUUUGAACCGUGAAGACAGUAAAGAAAGCUACGAGAAGUAACCUGAUGCAACUGCGCUCAUUUUCAAGUAGGACCAGGCUGUGCGUUUGGGGGCAUCCUGUGUUCCGAUAGGCAUUGCUCGAGAAUGACAGCAUUUUGUCAUCGUAUUCAAGAGGGGAGGGAGGAAGCUGGUCGCAGUGCUGUCGAGACUUGUCACUGUUUCUUGCAGUUACUGAGGGAGCUGGUUCAUCUAAGACUCACAGCAACAGCCUCAUUCUUGUAUCCCCGUCUGCAGAAUUGCAAUUUGAAAAGAUCAUUGAGUGUUAUCCAUUUCUCUGUCUCUUCUCUGACAUCCACAUACAUACACA
Hyaena hyaena (striped hyena) is the source of this 755-nucleotide messenger RNA. Its product is annotated as palmitoyltransferase ZDHHC14-like. NCBI's taxonomy places the organism in Eukaryota, Metazoa, Chordata, Mammalia, Carnivora, Hyaenidae. The transcript is spliced from 2 exons. The record is from RefSeq and is a predicted model, not a curated record. Bases 49 to 342 code for a protein of 97 amino acids.